UCUCUGCCCGGGUUUGCAGGGGUUAAAUUCUAGCUGCAGUGGGGAAGUGGCUCCGCCCCCCGUUUUCAGCACCUGGCGCUCUAUAGACAGUUGCCUCAGCAGUAGAUUUCAGAGGGGAUUGGAGGAAAACAAGAGGGGGAGAGAAUGUGACAACUGCCGACUCUGACUGCUGCCUUGGGGAGGCCUCCCGCACCUGUCCUUGCCUGUCUCUUGGCCAGUGCAGUUGUUGAAUCAGACAAGCAAGAGGAACGUUCUUAUUUGCCAGACCAGAACGGUGUGCAUAGGAGGAAAGACAAGAGGAAGAAGAAGAAGAAGAAGAAAAAGAAAAAGAAGAAGGAGGGGAAGAAGAAGAAGAAGAAGAUGACUUCUUCAUUCAAGCUGGAUUUUCUGCCGGAGAUGAUGGUUGAUAGCCGUUUGCUAGUUUCCGACAGAAUUAACGGCACAGCUAACAAAAUGAAUGGAACUUUGGAUCACUCAGAUCAGCCAGACCCAGAUGCCAUUAAGAUGUUUGUCGGACAGAUCCCCCGUUCGUGGUCAGAAAAGGAGCUAAAGGAACUUUUUGAGCCUUACGGAGCUGUCUACCAGAUCAACGUUCUCCGAGAUCGGAGCCAGAAUCCUCCCCAAAGCAAAGGUUGUUGUUUCGUAACGUUUUAUACAAGAAAAGCUGCGCUUGAAGCACAGAAUGCACUGCACAAUAUUAAAACCUUACCUGGGAUGCAUCAUCCCAUUCAGAUGAAACCGGCAGAUAGUGAAAAAUCCAACGCUGUGGAAGACAGAAAAUUGUUCAUAGGAAUGGUUUCGAAGAAGUGUAACGAGAACGAUAUCAGGGUGAUGUUUUCUCCAUUUGGCCAGAUAGAAGAAUGCCGAAUCCUUCGGGGACCAGAUGGGCUGAGCAGAGUGCACAGCCUCAAUAUGGAGUCUAGCCGAGGCUGUGCGUUUGUCACGUUUUCGACAAGGGCAAUGGCACAGAAUGCAAUCAAAGCCAUGCACCAGUCUCAGACCAUGGAGGGCUGUUCUUCACCAAUAGUCGUCAAGUUUGCUGAUACCCAAAAGGACAAGGAGCAGAGACGUUUACAACAGCAGUUGGCGCAACAAAUGCAACAGCUCAACACUGCCACCUGGGGGAACCUUACAGGUCUUGGAGGACUUACGCCACAGUACCUGGCUAGAUUAGACAUUAAUAUGGAUUUACAGCAUCGACUCUGGGGACCUUCAUUUCAACACCAGGCAGAAGCAAGAGACUGUAUAAAUCUUCUGCAGCAAGCAACUUCCUCCAGUAACUUGGGUGCCUUCAGCGGCAUUCAACAAAUGGCUGGAAUGAAUGCUUUACAGCUACAGAAUUUGGCAACUCUAGCAGCCGCAGCUGCCGCCGCCCAAACCUCAGCUACCACCACCAAUGCAAAUCCUCUCUCCACAACAACUGGUGCCCUUGGCGCACUCACGAGUCCAGCAUUUGGGAGUCCGCUGCAGUUUUCUUCCAACCACAAAGGGCUCCUUUACCUGCCCGUAUCCCCCAAACUGACAAAUACCUGCCUGGAAGAUGAAAUGAGAGUGAGGACCUUUCUAGCAGACGUGGCUGCAUCAACAGCAAAUUCCACAGCUGGGGCGGCCAUGAAUUCCUUGACUUCUCUGGGGACUCUCCAAGGAUUGGCGGGAGCCACUGUUGGAUUGAAUAAUAUUAAUGCACUAGCAGGUACCGUAAACAUUGCUCAAAUGCUCUCAGGUAUGGCCGCCCUGAACGGAGGACUCGGUGCGACAGGCUUGACGAAUGGUACAGCUGGCACAAUGGAUGCCCUCACCCAAGCCUACUCAGGGAUUCAGCAGUAUGCCGCGGCGGCACUGCCGACAUUGUACAGUCAAAGCUUGUUACAGCAACAGAGUGCUGCGGGCAGCCAGAAGGAAGGUCCAGAAGGAGCAAACCUCUUCAUUUAUCACCUCCCACAGGAGUUUGGAGACCAGGACAUUCUGCAAAUGUUUAUGCCUUUUGGAAAUGUCAUUUCUGCUAAAGUCUUCAUUGACAAACAGACCAAUCUGAGCAAGUGCUUUGGUUUUGUUAGCUAUGACAAUCCUGUCUCUGCACAAGCUGCUAUACAGGCUAUGAACGGCUUUCAGAUUGGAAUGAAACGCUUGAAAGUUCAGCUGAAGCGCUCCAAAAACGACAGCAAACCUUACUGAUCAUUACCCCAGAAGCUUACUGCUAUUAAUUUAGAUUUCUUAGGGUAAGUCCCUUGAGCAAAACCCAUCAUCCCUUGGGGAGGUUGAGAAAGAACAUAAGAACACAUUGCCAACCACCGCCAAGAGACAGCUGUUGUUUUUUGUUUUAUUUUACAAUACUUGCUUCCAUUGUCCCCACCUGCUAUAAGGGAAACUUGGCUAACCUAACUGAACGGUAUACUUUAUUUGAAUUUGAAAUUUGACUUGAAAAAGGAAAAAGAAAAGAAAAACACAACCUUACAAGGAUAACAUACAUAAACACACACCCUCCAAAAUCUUUAAAAGAGUCAAAAUUUUCGAGAGAACAAAUGUCGCAGCUUAACUUUCUCAGCCUGGGUGUCCUUAAUACUUUUGAUGGGGAUAAUGAAAGCGGAGAAACGUCUGGACCUAGACUUAUCCAAAUGGCACCAGCAGUUAAUAGGCUACUAUCAUGGCCCUGUGCCAGGAGAGGAACUCAUUUAGAAACAACACCAAUUCUUUCCAUUUACUUCAGUUCGAUUUUUAUUAAAGGGGCUUGACUAUUUUUCGUUCUUAAAAGAGUUUCAGAUUGACGUGAUGUUAUAUUAUCCUGUUUAAAACACUGGUCAUCUUUAAUAUAUUUCACUUGCGGGUUUUCUUUCUUUCUUUCUUUCUCUUCUUUCUUCUUUGUUUUUUUUAAGUUCUUAGGGGAUUUGUUUUUUAGAGUUUUAGUGUAAAAAAAAAAAGACUUAGAGAUCCGUUUCUAAAGCUACAGGGUUUAAAAUAAAUAAAUAAAAAGAGUGACAAUACUUGAUGUUUCUUGAAAGAUAAAAAAAUUUAAUAAUAAUAAUAAUAGAUAACAAAAAAGAAAGCCACAGGCCUGUAAAUUUUAUUUGUAAAAAGCAUUUCUAUUUUUAUACAAAAAUUUUUACUGCCUCAGAAAUAAUGGAAGUUAUUUAUUGCCUAUUGUUAACUUAUUGGAUACCUAAAGAGCAGCUCUCUCUGCUAGCUAGAUCCUUUUGAAGUAGUCUCUGGAGUAUCUGUGCCAACAAUGGGUGCUUUUUCACCGUUGAAUCCUACAUCCUACAUGCUUUUUUAUCCUCCUGUUUGUAUUUUGUCUGGUUAACCUGUUCGUAGUUUCCAUUAUCUAGUUUAAAGUUUAGUUGUCUUGGGCUAUUCUCCUCCUCUUCUCUCUCUUUCUCUCCUUCCCCAACCCACUCAAACACAGCACCCCCUUAUGUUGCAUUUGUUGAAACUGGUUCUUUAUUCUUUCCCCCUCUCCCCCCCAAAUAAAACAGGAAUCCAUCUUCUCUAACUCCUUUUCAGAUGGAUUCCUUUUGGGGGAUCCUUCAUUGUGCCAUCGUCGUUGGCCAAGUGUACAGUUAAUGCAAACUGCGUGAAUGGCUGAUAUUCUGAUGAUGCAAGAUUUGCAUUAGUUUUCUCCUGCACCCAUUAAAAAAAUGAUUUUGUUUCUGCUGCAUAGACUCUCCGUAACUUUUUUUCCUCUUCCUUGUUUUUCCCUAGACAUCUUCAUGCUCGUUAGCUCAUCGUUUGCCUAGCAUGUCCCUGUGGCGUCUAAAAAAAAAAAAAAAGUUUCAUCGUCCAGUCAUUGUUUCUGAUGUCUUUCUGACCUCACAUCAUAAUUUGGUUCUCCUACUGACCUUUGAUCUAUAGUUUGAACCUUUGAAAUUUGCAUGUGACCUCAUCUAGCUAUACGAAUUCUGGGAAGUCAAUGUGAAAAGCAUUGCUGCAUUUAUGCAAGAUCAAAAUUUAUUCCUAGUCAAAUUAAUAAUAGGAUUAUUUAAAAAAAGAAAAAAGACAGACACACAACCUGUGGCAAAAUGUUUUGUUAGGGUUUUUUAGUUGUUCCUUUUUCCCUUCCCCCCCCCUUUUCUUUUUGUGUUCAAAUAAUAAAAAAAAAAAACCAGACUUGAAAGUAUUAUACAGAGAUUGGCAUUCUGGCUGGUCAUUGAUGACAAUAGCAAUAUGUGUCCAGAGACAGAAUGUUGGUUUCUAACAGACUACUUCCAAAACAGUUUGAAAUGAAGAACUGUCUGAUUUUAAGUCUCUAGAGGUCUGUAAUAGUUUUUACAUUUUUCAGGCAGUGUAAAGUUUUUUGAUAAGGCCAUUUUAGGUGGCUCACUUUCUCAUUAAGAAUAUAUAUAUAGAACCACUUUUUGUAGAUUAGUAUAACAAAAAAAAAUUUACCCUGUUUGAGGGCAAAUGCUACCUAUUUCCGUCACCUUUUGCUGAACUGACUCACAAGUUAGACAAUCCAUGAAUUAAUGCACAUGAAAAUUACCUAUAUUUUAUACUGUUUCAAUGUACAGGAGAAAGGCUACUGUUAGCUGUUGUUCCAUUGGUGCUUCUGUGAAUUAAGUUGUGGUUUCAUCAUGGGUCUUAUGGUCUUUAAGUGUUCUGUGUUUAUAAGCAACAGGUUUGAAAUUGGUUUUUACUUGAACAAUAUCAACAACAGAACAAAAAAAAAACGAUUUUCAAAAAACGGAAAAAGUUGUUUGCUUAAAAUUUAAAAAAAAA
This is a messenger RNA of Lacerta agilis (Sand lizard), 4710 nucleotides long. It is a transcript of the gene CELF2, whose product is annotated as CUGBP Elav-like family member 2. Gene Ontology annotation, molecular function: mRNA 3'-UTR binding. The transcript is spliced from 16 exons. Gene Ontology annotation, biological process: mRNA splice site recognition; regulation of alternative mRNA splicing, via spliceosome. The record is from RefSeq and is a predicted model, not a curated record. NCBI's taxonomy places the organism in Eukaryota, Metazoa, Chordata, Lepidosauria, Squamata, Lacertidae. Gene Ontology annotation, cellular component: nucleus; cytoplasm; ribonucleoprotein complex. Bases 361 to 2175 code for a protein of 604 amino acids.